AUGCGAGACGAUGAGAGCUUAAGGAAGUGGAAGAAACAACUUCUUGGAAGCGUCGACAUCGACGCUGUUGGAGAAACCCUAGAGCCAGAGGUGAAGAUCACAAGCCUUGCAAUAAAGACAAGUGGGAGAGACGACAUAGUUCUUCCAAUACCAGAAUCUGGAAAACCUGAGGGCCUCUGGUUUACUUUGAAAGAAGGAAGCCAUUACAGGCUCAUGUUCACAUUUCAAGUCUGCCACAACAUUGUUUCAGGUCUCAAAUACACCAACACUGUUUGGAAAACCGGCAUCAAGGUGGACAGCACUAAAGAGAUGAUUGGAACGUUCAGCCCACAGGAAGAAGCUUACACCCACGAAAUGGCUGAAGAGACGACACCGUCUGGCUUGUUUGCCAGAGGCACCUAUUCAGCUAAAAGUAAGUUUGUUGACGAUGACAACAAAUGCCACUUGGAGAUCAACUACACUUUUGAUAUCCGAAAGGAAUGGAAUUAAAUUUAGUUAGGAGUCAAUUAAUUAAUUGAUUUCUUUAAUUUGACGAUAAUAUUGUUUAAUCCUUCAUCGUUAAUUGUUCUUCUGGCUCUAACGCUCCUCAAUGUUUUUUUUCCAUUAAUUGGUUAUUUCUUUCUAAUCCUGUCUGAGAAUAGUAAUCUUAACGAUGAGGAGAGGAUCACAACAUUGGUUAUCAUUUGGUAGAUUUAAUUUUUGUCAAUAAAAUUGAGUUCUUCCUGCUUU
Prosopis cineraria is the source of this 729-nucleotide messenger RNA. Its product is annotated as rho GDP-dissociation inhibitor 1-like. Gene Ontology annotation, molecular function: Rho GDP-dissociation inhibitor activity; protein binding. Gene Ontology annotation, biological process: Rho protein signal transduction. Gene Ontology annotation, cellular component: cytoplasm; membrane; cytosol. Bases 1 to 489 code for a protein of 162 amino acids. The transcript has 5 exons. The record is from RefSeq and is a predicted model, not a curated record. Lineage: Eukaryota; Viridiplantae; Streptophyta; Magnoliopsida; Fabales; Fabaceae.